Messenger RNA from Morchella sextelata, 321 nucleotides. RefSeq lists its product as uncharacterized. Lineage: Eukaryota; Fungi; Ascomycota; Pezizomycetes; Pezizales; Morchellaceae. The transcript has a single exon. Bases 1 to 321 code for a protein of 106 amino acids. The record is from RefSeq and is a predicted model, not a curated record.
AUGGAAGCGAAAAAAGUCUUUCGAAUCCGGUGCCAAACUACCCGAAUCGAUAAACACGCGGUACAUACAGACCCCGAACCAUGCCAGUGCGGUAUGGAAAACUCAGCGAAACAUAUACUUAUGGAAUGCCCAGCGUGGGCUCGAAUCCGCGCCCCCCUGAUAGAAAAGAUCCCCGGAGCGAUGACCUGGGAAAACUGGAUGUUUACAAACUUGAAAACGGACCUUAUCUUACAAUUUGCAAAAAAUUCUCAACUCUCGAAGUGGUACGAGUCGGCGGAAGCGGAGGCGGACCUGGAAGAGGGGAUGGAAGAAAAUGAUUAG